Molecule: messenger RNA, 986 nt
Organism: Chrysoperla carnea
Lineage: Eukaryota; Metazoa; Arthropoda; Insecta; Neuroptera; Chrysopidae
Exons: 2
Coding region: 110-973 (287 amino acids)
Source: RefSeq, a predicted model, not a curated record
GCCAUUUCAUUGGAUCAAACAUCAUAUUAUUAACAACAUAGUCCUCCUCAGUAAUUAAAUCGUGAUCGUGUGUGUAUAAGUGAUUACUUAAGUUAUUACGGUUAUAAUCAUGAGUACUAGUGCUAUGAAUAUGUUGAUAUUAGUAGCGUCCACGCUACUAUUUGCUCAAAUUCAAGCGCAAUAUAACUCAUUACAAGGAACGAAUUACAAUAUUGGAGAUCAAAGCCGCCAAGAAGUGGUGGAUAACAGUGGUAAUAUUCGUGGACAAUAUAGUUACGUCGAUCCAAAUGGCAAAACUGUUACUGUACGUUACACCGCUGGUCAAAAUGGUUUUCAAGUAGAAAAUGGUCCUGCUGCUGCUCCAUUAUCACGACCACAAGUCUUACAUUCUGGUUUUACCUAUCGCCCAGCGCCAGUGCCACAACCUCAAGCUCAAGUCUUACAACCUGGUGUCAGCUAUCGUGGAUUACAAAUAGGGCGUUCAAAAUAUUUAGGUCAAUUGUUCCGACAAGCUCCAGCAAAUACUCAACCUGCUUAUACUGCAAAACAAUUAGAAAAUUAUCAAAAUGCCUUAGCUGAAGAUAAUAAUCAAUUGACAGAUGCGACACCAGCACAAUUUCCAAAUAAUUUACCAGCUCCCGCAGCACUUGUAGGAGGUCAAGUGACACAAGCUGGUCCAUCACAAUUUCAACAAUUUCAAUUUUUACCACAAAAUACUGGUUUAAAUACUCCAUCAUUAUUCCAAACAACAAAUAAUUUGAAUUCAGGAAAUUCAAUCCAAUAUGCUACAAAUCCAGCCCCUUUGUUGUUCCAACCAAGUACUAACCCAAAUGCAAAUUUACGUGAAAUUGCUCAAAAUCCAAUUCCACCAGAAUUUAAAGCCCCUCCACCAGCUCGUAUUGCAACACCCAUUACUGAAGAGGGUGACGAUGGUGCGGUAUUUGAUAAUCGAUACUUUAAUUUUAAUUUUUAGAUAAAUUUUUUAA